AUCAUUUUGUCGUUUGCUAUCAGUCGAACUGCGUUUUAUAUAAAUUUUAAUUACGUGUGCUCUCCGUCCAACGGAGCUUUAUCAAUCCAAUACUCAUUGUUGGAAGCCGCCUUCUGCACCAGUGUGUGUAAAGGCACUUUCGACGAAACAAUCGUAAUUUGUUGCAAGAAUUAUUUUCUAUUCUCACAAUAUUAUUUGAACCAUGAAGGUUAUAAUCCUCGCUGUCUCCUGCCUGCUGGCUGUCUCCGGCGCCCUUGCAGCCGACACUUGCUAUCAAGAUGUCUCCCUGGACUGCGGACAGGCCUCGAACAGCCUCGCCUUUAGACGUCGUUCGCUUCCGAGGUGUAACGCGGUCUACGGCGAAUACGGGAGGCAUGGCAACGUCGCGACGGAGCUUCAAGCUUAUGCUAAUUUGCAUCUAGAGAGGUCUUAUGAAUACCUCCUCUCUGCUGCCUAUUUCAACAACUAUCAGACCAACAGGCUUGGGUUCAGCAAGCUCUUCAAGAAACUGUCUGAUGAAGCUUGGGAGAAGACCAUUGAUAUCAUCAAGCAUGUUACUAUGAGAGGUGACGAAAUGAACUUCGACCAGCGCAGCACAUUGAAGGUGGAACGCAAGAACUACACUGUGGAGCUUCAUGAGUUGGAGGCCCUGGCGAAGGCUCUGGACACCCAGAAGGAAAUCGCUGAACGCGCCUUCUACAUCCACCGUGAGGCUACCAGGAACAGCCAGCAUUUGCAUGACCCUGAGAUCGCCCAGUACCUGGAAGAGGAAUUCAUUGAAGACCAAUCCAAGAAGAUCAGGGAGCUCGCAGGUCACACCACCGACCUUAAGAAGUUCAUCACAUCCAACAACGGACAAGACCUGUCCCUCGGCCUCUAUCUCUUCGACGAAUACCUGCAGAAGGUCGUCUAAACAGGCCAAAAUAUAAUAAACAUAAUUAUAACCUUUAGUUUCACUCUUAAAAAUACGUAUUUUUAUUGUAAACAGUCACAAAUUUUCAUUAAAAAAUUGGUAAAAGUUCCAUUACAGGAAUAACGCUUGAACACCUUUGCGUAAUAAAAAAAAAAUUGGUAAAGGUUCCAUUAUAGGCAUAACGCGUGAACACCUUUGCGUUGGUUAAGAGAAAAAAAUCAAUCUGUCAAAGUGACAGGCCGCCAUCUUGGAUGAAAAAUAAAGGGUGAAACAUACAUACUCCACUAACGUAAAAUUAAAUAAAAGUAAAUAUUGUAACUGUAUGUCUUUUUUUUAUUAUGAUUAUUUUAAAAACUAUCCUUUGUACAAACAUUAGGCUGUUAUAAUAAUGUGAUUAUAUCUUUCAAUUAAGUUUACCCCAUUUAUGUUGUAAGCGAUAUAUGUAUAGUUGUAUCCGCAACGAAUGUAGAUUAUAUGCAAUAUUCAGUUAUUUUCAAAUAAAAACAUCAAUUUAAAAAGUA
Molecule: messenger RNA, 1434 nt
Organism: Spodoptera frugiperda (fall armyworm)
Lineage: Eukaryota; Metazoa; Arthropoda; Insecta; Lepidoptera; Noctuidae
Gene: Fer2LCH
Product: ferritin, lower subunit
Exons: 6
Coding region: 203-913 (236 amino acids)
Biological process (GO): intracellular iron ion homeostasis; iron ion transport
Cellular component (GO): cytoplasm
Molecular function (GO): ferric iron binding; ferrous iron binding
Source: RefSeq, a predicted model, not a curated record